ACGCCUCCUCUCCCCCCAAACCGACAAUCUCUUCUCCAAUACCGACAAAAUGGGUGGUGUUACCGUCAAGGACAUUGAGUCUCACACUUUCGUGAAGGCGUACGCCGCUUUCUUGAAGCGUCAGGGAAAGCUCCCCAUUCCAGGCUGGGUUGACACUGUCAAGACGAGCCACUCCAAUGAGCUUCCUCCCCAGGACAUUGACUGGUUCUACGUCCGCGCCGCUGCCAUUGCCCGCCACAUCUACAUGCGCAAGACUGUUGGUGUAGGCCGCCUCCGCAAGGUCCACGGAUCUACCAAGAACCGCGGCUCCCGCCCUUCCCACCACGUCGACGCCUCUGGCUCCGUUGACCGCAAGGUCAUGCAGGCUUUGGAGAAGAUUGGUGUUCUCGAGCAGGACGAGGACAAGGGUGGCCGCCGCAUCACACAGUCUGGCCAGCGUGAUUUGGACCGUAUUGCGCAGACCACCCUCGAGGCCGAGGAGGAGGAUGACGAGUAGAUGUUUCGCACAGGGUUGUGAUGCGCGGGCAAAAAAACACGGCUGUUCUAAGCAUUUGAUUGCGGGGCGGUUACGGAUCUACACGGUUUUUACGGCUUAUGGCGUUGAAGACAUGACUUCGCUGGGCCUGCUUUUAGCCUAGGACAACCAAUGACACUGGGCUUGGGCCUGAAAAGCAACAUGAUACCC
Molecule: messenger RNA, 685 nt
Organism: Bipolaris maydis ATCC 48331
Lineage: Eukaryota; Fungi; Ascomycota; Dothideomycetes; Pleosporales; Pleosporaceae
Source: RefSeq, a predicted model, not a curated record